UCAGUUCAUUAUCUUGGUCGACAGCUAGCUGUUGCUUGUAGUUGAAAUGCACUGGCUUCGUUUUGGGAAAGUAAUUAGUUUGAGCAGGGGAAGAUAUGGCUAAUCGGGCGAGGCGUGCAACUAUCCUAUCAUCUAGCGAGGAGGACGACGACGAAGUUGCUGCCGGCCAUGGGCACACUCCAGAUGCGGAUGGCAACAAACGCCAAGCCAGACGCCAGGUUCUAGCAUCUUCCAGUAGCGAUGAGGCGGGUGGGGUUUCCGGGACUGCAAGCAAGCAGAGAAUGGCCAAAGCUAAUGUUCGUACCAUGGCGUCCAGUAGCAGCAGCAGCAGUAGUGCGGACAGCGAGGAACUGCCAACCAUCGCGCGCUCCACCAUAGUCAGUCCGUCCACGCCCAGCGACGGGCGUAUCCGACCGAGCACGGACUUUGAAACGAGGACGACGCCGUCGCGUAUCGUGGGCGACUUCACGCGAGUGCACAAUCGCUACUGCCGUGAGAAAGGUGAGGAAUACCAGGACUCGUACGGCGGAUACGACAGCUUUCUUGACGACGGCGACGGCAGCGCGUCGAGUUCCGACUCUUCCUCCACCGGCAGCGGCGACGGGCAUGGAACUAGUGAUGACGGUGCAGCUUUGGAUUUGACAGCACCAGUAGCAAACAACACACGCUCCAGCAGGCGUCGCUCCAAGGUGACACCGCGCUCGCAGGCACUGCGGGCGUUGACUGAGCGUCGUCGAUCCACCCGCGGCCAGCCGACCAACCAGGCGUCUCGCCAUGGCGACGGAGCGGCGACGACGGCACCAGCAGAAACGACGACGCCGGAAGCGGGCUCUCCCAUAGCGUCGGCCCGCAGCCUACGGGGCGAUGAAGCCGCAGGUUGUCCUGCCGAUGGAAUCACGUCGCCGGUUUCAAGGAGAUCGAUGCGCUCAGAUCACACGUCGCCAGUGGCAGUACCUGCAACUCGGCGCUCACGAAAGCGUCCCGCACCCUCCUCCUCUUCCUCCUCGUCCAGCGCAAGAGCUUCUCCGGCCUCGGCUUCUUCUUCCUCCUCCUCCUCCGAGUCGUCACCCUCCCCGCAGCGUCGGCGGCGCUCCGUCACAAGCGGUGCUGGUGGGUAUGGCAGCUCCAAGCGCUCUCGUCGCCGUGUGGCCGGCAGCAGUUCUGAAGAGGACGACGAUGGUGACACGUCACCCGUUGCCAUGGAUACCACAAAUCGUCGCGUAUCGGCACGUUCUCAAAAGCUACUUGAGGCCAAGCGCAGUCGCCAGCACGACCGCUUUGCACCGCUGCUGUCCAGUAAGCGUCGCCACGACAACUCCACCAUCGCCGCUAGCAACGCCACAGGUGGCACUGAGGCCUCUUCCGGCCUUGCCGCUGCGGGCCAGCCGUCGUCCACCACACAGUCACGGAAUGAUGCCUCCUCCACCAGCGCCGCCGCCGCACGGCCGAGACGUGUGCGGCUGGAUGUCGGCGACAGCGGUGACAGUUCUGCUGGGAAUGGUGGCAACGCUGACGAUGAUGACGAUGACUUUGUUGCCUCCACUCAACACACCUCCACCCGGCGUGCCAGGAGGACCACGGCACCACGCGAGCGGAAUGAUAGCGUUGACAUCAUCGCUAGUGAUGAUGAUGAUGAAGAGGAGGCGGAUGCACGUGCCACGUACACUGCAGUGUUCGGGGAAUUCCCCUCUCAACCAGGGCAAGAUCGUCCGCCGGCCAAUCAAGUCUGGAACACCUCCUUGAACUCGGGAUCGCAGAAACGUGCCAUGGCGUGGCAGCCGAAGGACCGCACCAAGAUCGAGGUCACCUCGUCCUCAAGUGACAACAAUACCGGUGGCAAGAAUGCAGGGUUGGAGAUCUCUGGUGAUGAUGAGUACAACUCCGACAAAGACUUUAUCGUGUCCGAUGAUGAAGACGAAAUCGAGGAUCCCGAGGACAACCCGCCGCCCGUCGACCUCGUCAUGGACCGUGCGUUCCUAGCCAGCUUACGCACCGACGCUCCUGCUCGCUCUGCCCGCAAACGCGCGGGCGCGGCAAAGCAGGUGUCUGGGUCGGUGCGCAGGACCAAAGCCAAGCCACCACCUCGCUCUCGCCACCGCGCACGCACUCGCCAGCUCAACCUUCGCGAGGCGGUGGGCGACGACACGAGUGCUAUACGCGAGGACUGGAGUGACGAUGAUGAGCAAGCGGCGGUGAGAGAAGAGCCGGUUCCGACGGUGCAAGUUUCAGAGUUCUAUACUGCCAUGUCGAGGACUAGCCUGGAGGGGAUGCAGUCACUUUGCAGAAGGAUGCUGCGUAUCACUGAGCGCACACCAGUGCAGAGAGUAGGACAGCGUCUGGGCCGCUUGCGUCACGUCGGUCUAUCACCACUGCACGCUGCAGUGCGGGCCCAGAGGCCCGACAUCGUCGCAUGGCUCUUAGACCUGUGUCUGGACCCUCUAACCCUGUCUAGCGUGGAGAAAGCACCGGCGAUUCUCUUCAGCCGUGAUGUGCAGUGUUUGCGCUUGCUGUGCAAGUGCUGCACUGUGGAUGAGCGGCCAUUGCUGACUGACGCGCAGUCUGCAAAGUUGCUGAAGCGGGUGCUGGAAUGGCCGCACGCGAUCCGGGCGCAUUGUCAGCAGGAUGGUGUCGUUUCCAAGGGUGCUGAUGCUGAUGCUGACGAUGGUAGUGGUGCAGGUUGCGGAGAAAGGACAGACGCGACAUGUGAUCUCUGGCCAGUGGAGCAAGAACCAGGGCCGGGACGAGUGGACUCGUCGUCAGCCGAGUCUCUCUCUGACGCCCCGUCCUUCAGGGACUGGUGCGCGUGCUGCUCGCUAACCCUGAUGCAGGACCAGUGCGGUGUGAGGAUGAGCGAAACGGCAGCGGCAGGUCUGCGAGUGCUGGCCGAGUGCUUCAAGCCAGUCUGGUCGAAGCACCCAGAAGCAGUAUCCGUGGCUUGUAGUGCAGCCAACAUCAAUUGUUUGAAGUAUCUACUGGCGGAGAAAGCGUCAACACUGUUUGUGAACAAGAAUGACCGCACAAACUGCUACCACCUGGCUGUGCUGGCGGAGAGCUUUCAACUCAAUGGUACCUCUGACCUACUGAGCUCCGCAUACAAAGUCCAGCACCGCACCAUGGGUGGCCAUGGCAACAGCUCUGGUGGCCAUGGCGACAGCUCUGGUGGCCGUGGCGACAGUGCAGGUAGUCAUGGUGAUGAUGGUGACGCGGCCGUCGGCGAGCAGCAGGCGUGGCCGGAUCUGUUUGGUGCCGACAUGGUGCAGGGAGUCACCGACGCCUACGCCGACGUGGCCGCUGCGCACUGCAUCAAGUUGCUAUGGAAACAGAAAGCACCGGGAGUGGACGCCGCUGAUGUUGACGGAUUCACGCCAUUGAUGAGAGCAUGUGCGGCUGGUCGGGUACACUGUGUGCUUGCACUGCUGGAGUGUGGAGCAUCCGUUUGUGAACGCGACUUACUGGGUGUGUCACCACUACACAUGGCAGCGGCAGUGGGUCACCUGCACUGCAUACAAGCACUGCUGCAUCACGGACAUCGCGUGGACUGCGUGGACAACCAGGACUGGCCGCCGCUCAUGUACGCCAACUUCAGCGCCAGCGAGCGCUGCGUGGUGGAGCUGAUGAAGGCCAAACCAGAGCAGCUCUCGCUUCUCGGCCGACUGCUGCGCAAACCGUACGAGUGCGAGGAUCUGCGUGAGAAGACGCAAACCGUGAUCUGCAGCAUACUGACAGCGCUGGGCAAUCACGACAGGUACUACAGCCUGUUCAAUGAGUUUGUACGCGGUAACAUCGACCUGCUGGAUGACGAUGCGUACGCGUUUGCGUCACGCUCCACCGGCCUUCUAGACCUGCCCAACAAACGCCUGUGGCUGGAACGGCGACUGCAGAGCCUUCGAGAAUACGUGCCUCGAAAGCGUGUUGCUUUGCUGUCAGUUGUGUGGAAUGUUCAUUCGUACUAUGCUGACGGUUUCAUUGGAUUGCUGAAUGGUGGAAGUGUUGUUGGCUCGCCCCAAGCCACUGCCUCUGCCGGUAUUGUGGCUAUGCACACGGACACCAAUCUCAACCUCUACUACACUGGGCGUAUCUCCAACAUAAGCGAGGCUAGUUUUGGUUCAAUGCAGAUGUCUUUCUCUGAUGGACCGCAACUCCUCAUGGCUAACACAACCGCGGCCCAUGGUAACUUUGCACUCAGCACCACGCAGCUGAAUGAGCUGUACACUUCAAGGACCAGUAUUGAUGUCAGGCCGCCACCAAGCAACUCCACUGGCUUUACACCUAGUCUGCUGGCUGGCCGAGUAGUUCGAUUCGGGCCGUUGCAGGACCUAGAGAACUACCUCCGAGGAAUGACGACUCUAACAGGUCAGUUGAAUCUUGCCAUAACACCAGCAUUUUGCCAGUCUCCCAACUCCUCCAGCUGCCAAGGUCAGGGUGGCCUACUGCAGCUCAGAUACAACCAAACCAGCUUACGGCUUACGAUCAGUCUGUACGUGGGAGGACUUGCCAAUGGGAUUGAGCAAUGUGGAUUCUGGUCUUCAGGCAAACUGAUCAUCGAUCUCAUGCCCUUGGUGGGAAAAGGAGUCUAUGCUGGCUCGGUCUUUCGCACAAUUAAUGUCUAUCUUAGCCGUCAGCAGCAAGACCUCUUCAAGGACAACAAGGUGGAGUUCCGCACAUAUUCGCUUUCCCACAGCAAUACCCUCGGGCAAUUUGGUUCUCUGGUCUACAACGAAGUUGUCCAUUUAGUCAGCAGACAGGCACUAGCUAUCACUGUCAAGAUCGAGGAGAACACGCCCAACGUGUUUGUAGCCAUAAUCCCGGACAACUUCAUGUUCCGAGCGCCCGGCUUUCUCACCUACAAGUUUUCCAGCGGCGACACCAUCAAUAACAUCAGCGUCUUCACGACGUAUCCGAACGGCACGCUAUACACGGGAAUCAAUGGCAGCUACGUUCCCGACUACGAAAUUGCGAGCGUAAUGAACGUCGAACUGGAUCUGUACGUCAACAACCAGUUCCAUACCCAGCUUAAUGUGACGGUUGACAUCCUUGAUAUCAACGACAACUACCCUGUUUUCACCAGUGCCUCUAAUGUGACCGUCAAUGAGGACAUCGGUCUUGUGCCAGACUCGGCAGUCAUUACCACGAUUGAGGUUUCUGACAGUGACAUCACUGCUAUCUAUGGAUUACCACUUGUCAGCAUUCUGAAUGCAACCAACGAAAUCGGCAAGGACAGAACAAGCUAUUUCUCCCUCAGCCAGUCGAAGGCCGGCGGCCCAGCUAGCAUCAACCGUACUAAAGUACUGGAUUACGAAAGCCCUGGUGAUCGCUGGUUCAGGCUGGAGUUGCAAGCAAUCGACGGAACUCCGCAAGACAAUAAUCGCAAGUCAUCAGUCACCACAAUCUUCAUCUCGCUGAAGGACCUGAAUGACAACCGUCCUAUGUUUGACCAGAAGUUCUACACCGCCAAGGUCGAGAAGACAUUAGCAGUGGGGCUAGUUAUACUCUCGAUUGCCGCUACUGAUGCGGACUCUCUUCUAAACAGUCAGCUAGCCUGCAGUGUUGCGACAACAGACGGUUCCCCGCCUCAUCUCUUUGCCGUCAGCACAGUGAGGGUGGGCAGCCGGUACGUCUGUGAACUCAAGCGCAAUGCCACGCUGGAGUUGGAAACACGUCGCCACUACAACCUCUCACUGACGGCUAUAGACAUGGGACGCCCAAUGCUGAGCCAGUCCGUCCCAGUCCAUGUGCAAGUGGUCGAUGAGCCGUUCAAGCUAGUCGUGCAAUUCCCACCGCCGUUCCUGACCGUUUACAACUCGUCAUUUUUCAUCAGCAGUCUUGGCAACACGGCGAACUUCAGCUUCACGACGAACAAUGCAAAUAGUAUGAGCAGUGUGGCAUUUGAAUGUCGCAUAAUCCAAUCUCAGCAGGCUUGUCGCUACCGCCGUGCUGCAAUUAGUGCGUGCUCCAAGACAUGCGGUCAGGGUACUCGCACAGUCACUCUCGUUGGUCAGUCGCAUGGCCCCCCGGUGACAGACCCUGCCUGCACGUUCAAGAUCAUCACGGAACCGUGUCAGAUCAACCCAUGCCCAGGGUCUUCGAGCAGUAGCACACCGGUCAGCAGUCAUCAAGGCAUGAUCCCGUGUGGUGUGGAUCUCUACUGUGAGGAUCUGGAUCAAUACAGUGAUAUAGGCAGCAAUAAGACUGAAUUUGUGCCUUGCAUCACCGGUGCUGGUCCCACUGCACCAACUGGAACAUAUACACAGAGUAAUCUGGCCGCUGGAAACUAUGCAUUCCAAUUGAGAGCUCUAGUCAACAUCACUCUCCCGGCAACUGGCGACUCGUUCACCGGCUACAGCAACACUAGCCUUCUCUUCACAGUUGACUCAAAUGAAUGUACAGCAAGAACACAUGGUUGUCAUGCCAACGCUAACUGUAGCAACAUCCUUGGUUCAUAUACAUGUGCAUGUUCAACUGGUUACCAAGGAAAUGGAACACAUUGUUCAGGUUAA
Sycon ciliatum is the source of this 6497-nucleotide messenger RNA. RefSeq lists its product as uncharacterized. Gene Ontology annotation, molecular function: protein binding; calcium ion binding. Gene Ontology annotation, cellular component: plasma membrane. The record is from RefSeq and is a predicted model, not a curated record. The transcript has 40 exons. Gene Ontology annotation, biological process: homophilic cell-cell adhesion. NCBI's taxonomy places the organism in Eukaryota, Metazoa, Porifera, Calcarea, Leucosolenida, Sycettidae. Bases 96 to 6497 code for a protein of 2133 amino acids.